UCAUCAGGCUAUUUUCACCCUAUGCAUCCGACUUAUUCCCGAAGUAGCUACGGCGAAUAGCAAUUCUUCACCUCCAUAUCGGUCUCUAUCUUCAGUCUGUGAAAAAGUAGACUUUGAGAUUCUUGAUGAUUCAAGUAUUGGAUGUAACUCAGAAAGCCUUGAACAAGCAGCCACGUCUUCACUGUCAUCUAUAUAUAGUGCAAACAAUACAGACAGUAAUAUAAACUUAUAUGAUAAUUCAUAUGAUCUCCAAUUUGAUAAAACGGCAAUAAAGAUGGCUAAAGCAUAUGCCAGUUUAUCAUCAAAAACAAUACAAGAACAUGUUAGAGAAAUUGAUAUAAAUUGGUUGGCACAAGAUCUUGAUUCAACAUCUAAUAGAGAAUCAUUGUGGGAAGCAACCACCAACUAUGAAAAUGAAUUGAAUAUUAAACUUAAUUCUGGUGAUAUUAAACAUUUGAAUAGGACAUGCAUUAUAGUAGAUAAUUCUAAUGAAACAAUAUGA
Messenger RNA from Racocetra persica, 502 nucleotides. NCBI's taxonomy places the organism in Eukaryota, Fungi, Glomeromycota, Glomeromycetes, Diversisporales, Gigasporaceae. The record is from the annotation of a GenBank genome assembly.